Molecule: messenger RNA, 2118 nt
Organism: Physella acuta
Lineage: Eukaryota; Metazoa; Mollusca; Gastropoda; Physidae
Product: protein AAR2 homolog
Biological process (GO): spliceosomal tri-snRNP complex assembly
Source: RefSeq, a predicted model, not a curated record
AAGGAAAAAAAACUUGACCCGUGACCUUCAUUAAAACAGAAUUUGCUUUUGUUUUUUUUUUAAUUUUCAGUAUACAUGUGCUUAAUCUUACCCAAUAAGUGAUAAAAAUUUGAAAAUUAAUUUUAAUUACUGGUGUAAAGUGACAUAAACAGCUUAAUAAACACGUGUUUUCUUGAGGGGGUGUGGCCCGGGUGUGGCACAUCCUGACAUCGCAUUGUUUGUAACUUUAUAUUUCUGUGUUUUAUGACUAUAUUUGUUCACAAUCAGCAUGCUAUGCUUUUAAUUUUGAUAAAGGGUAAGUAUACCAAGUUACAAAACCUGAAAUCUAACUAAUAAUUCAUACUUUCAGUUUAAAAAAUAAUGAAAACGAUCAUCAAUGAAGAAAGCGUAAACAUUCUAUUUUUAGGUGUGACAUAAAAAAACAGUCAUAAAUCUAGCCAAAUGAUUGGAUUCUUGCGCAGCACACAUUUUCCCGCGCCUCGUUUUCACUAAGCAAGAUUAUAAUAAAAUGGCAUUAUUGGGGGGUGAUCGUUUUCCCACGCACAUAUCUCAUUAACACGCCAAAUUAUUACCAGUUAAUGGUAAUGUGUGUAAAAUUAAUACUUUAAAGUUUACAUCUGACAUAAGCUGGUUUGCAUCUGGAAGCGAUAUGUAAGAGUUAUUUGAUAUAAAAGACAAGAAUUCAUAGAGCUACUUUCACUAAGGCGCCGCUUGCGAGACAAACAAAGGAAUUAGGCCAAAAGUAGAUCCGACAAUUCUUAAAUAACAGACUUAAAUAGAAACGGAUAGUUCCGAUUUCUUAAAUUAACGAUGGCUUCGUAAUCAUUAGUUUUAUCGCUCUACCCAUUAGUGAAAGCGAAACUGGUCGCCAUUUUUGGUAAGCGCAUGAGCCGUGAGAUGGCUUCAAAACAACAAACCCGGAAGCUGCGAAUUCGAACGGCCUACCUACAGUGGCCUACACUAUAAGACAAGUAUAAAUUGUAAUGGAUCAAGAGAAAGCUAAAGUUCUAUUUGAACAUGGUGCUGUGUUUCUUCUUAUUGACUUUCCUGAAGGCUAUGAAUUUGGAAUAGAUUAUACUUCUUGGAAUGUUGGUCCAAAUUUCAGAGGUGUUAAAAUGAUUCCAGCAGGCACACAUUUUAUUUAUUACAGUGCUAUUAAUUCUCUGGGUCAGACAUCCCCCAGGUGUGGUUUCUACUACCAUUUUUCACCAAAAGAAAUUGUUGUUAGAAAAUGGGAUGCCAAGAGUGAGGACAUAAUAGCUGUUACCAUGUCAGAAGAUGAAUUACAAAGAUAUGAGAUCAACAAGCAAGAACUUGAUAAGUUUCUUGGACCAUAUCCUUAUGACAAGUACAAACAGUGGAUAUCAUUAACUAAUCAUAUAAGUCAAGACAUCAUCCAACUUCUAGAACCAGACUCAAAAACAAUUUACUCAUGUGAUCAGUUUGAGUCUGAAACUAGCACAACUCAAUCCAGGCUCGCAGCUGAUGCACUAGCACUAGAGCAAAUGGAGAUUUCCACACCGGUCAAGACCAGCAAACUUCCUAAACUAAUAAACGUCAAAGGGACAAAAGUUAAAUAUGUAGCCCUACCCAAGCAGAGGUACCCUCAUGGGUCAACACCAGCUGAAAUCACUAAAUUCAGCCUAGAUUCCUCUUACAUUUUGGAGCUUCUUUUAGCUGAGAGAUUCAAUUCAAACAUCAACAAUUUAUUAGGUGAAGUUCAGUUUGCUUUCAUAUGUUUUAUAAUAGGACAAAAUUAUGACUCAUUUGAGCAGUGGAAAAAGCUGGUACAUUUACUGUGCACUAGCAGUGACGCCAUUGUAAAAUAUCCUGAUGGGUAUUUGUCAUUUAUCACUAUGAUUUAUUUCCAAAUUCGUGAGAUACCAUCUGAUUUUUUUGUUGAUAUCGUCACCAGUAACAAUUUUCUUACAUCAACACUGCAUGAAUUUUUUCAAAAUUUACUCAGUGAGAGUGUAAAUGCAUCGCUUAAGACCAAAGGUUUGAAAUUCCAAAAGCAUCUGACUGAACGAUUUCACUGGGAUUUUUCUUCUGAGCCAGAUGAAUAUGCUCCUGUGGUUUUUGAUUCUUAAUGGAAAUAAAACAAUGGGACAGCACAAA